Molecule: messenger RNA, 1185 nt
Organism: Auanema sp. JU1783
Lineage: Eukaryota; Metazoa; Nematoda; Chromadorea; Rhabditida; Rhabditidae
Source: the annotation of a GenBank genome assembly
AUGAGAAUUCGAAGAUCUCCUUCUGGUGGAUCAAUGGAACACGAUACUAGAUUAUUAAUUGAAGAACGUCUACCUUCUGCUCCCUUCCUUCACAAUCGUUCCACUAAGAGGUUUUUGGGGAGGCAUAGUCAAGCUAUUACUCUUGUUCUGUUAUUUGUAUUAGCCUUAUCUUUUUUCAAACUUCAGUUUCAUCUUAGGGAGCUAGAGACCCUCACUGGUGGACCCUACAGAUCGGAACCAUUGAGUGAACCUGAAGUUAGGGUCGAUGGAACCAAAGUCUUUAAAAUAGGUGUUGUUACGGAUUUGGAUCAGGACAGUAAAAAAGGUGACAAGUGGCACAGCAUUAUGAAAACUGGCACUUUCUCUUUCAAACAAGAAACGAAAGAUGCUCGAGUGCAAUGGAAGUCCCCUGCUGAUGAUAUCGUUCUAACUACUGAAAUUGCGGCAGGCGGGCGAGCCAUGGAACUCUCGGAUUUGGUAGUUUUUAACCACCGUUUGCUGACCAUUGAUGACCGCACUGGCCUCAUAUAUGAAAUCUCGGAGAAUGCUGCUGUUCCUUGGGUUUUUUUGAAUGAUGGUCCUGGUCAUCAAACGAAGCCUAUCAAGGGUGAAUGGAUGACUGUGAAAGACGAUGAGUUGUGGAUUGGCGGUCUUGGCAAGGAAUGGACGAAUAAGGAAGGAGUAUAUAUCAACGAUCAUCCAAUGUGGGUUAAGGUUGUUGACCGAACUGGCCGUGUGCGUCAUAUCAACUGGGCUGAUAACUACAGGAAGGUACGAGAAGAGUGUGGAAUCUUACCACCUGGUUAUAUGGUUCAUGAAUCUGUUCAAUGGAGUAGUGUUCACAAGAAAUGGUUCUUCCUUCCUCGAAGAGCUUCUGUCAAGUCUUAUAAUGAUCAACUUGAUGAACAACGUGGAACAAACAUGCUAAUUAGUGCCGAUGAGUACUUCAAAGAUAUAUCGAUGAUCCGCGUUGGACCCGGCACUUACGAAGGUACAAAAGGGUUCAGUGCUUUCCAGUUUGUACCAGGUACCCAAGAUGAAUACAUCAUUGCAUUAAAAAGCGAGGAGAUUGGAGGACGCCCAGCAGCAAGUCAUAUCACUGUUUUCGAUAUAAGCGGAACUGUAAUCAUGAACGAUACUACUCUGCCGGGAUCUCACAAAUUUGAAGGAUUAGCUUUUAUUUGA